AUGAGAUCAGUUUUAACUUUCACCAAGAGGAGUUAUUCUGUGCUUUCAGAAGCCCUCGGUAAAGUACCACCAGUAGAACUCAAUUAUGAUUUACAUGAACCGAAAGUAGUGAAGCAUGGAAAUCCAUUGAUUCUUCUUCACGGGAUAUUUGGAAGCAGAAAUACUCAUAGAUCAGUUGGUAAAGCAUUAGCUAAUAGAUUGUCAAGGCCUGUUUAUUGUCCAGAUUUAAGAAACCAUGGGAAUUCUCCUCAUGAUUCAAGAAUGGAUUAUCCAGCUUUGGCUUCAGACGUUGAAAAUUUCAUUAAUCAACAUAGAAUUCAAAAACCUAUCAUUAUUGGUCACUCCAUGGGUGCUAAAACUGCCAUGGCCGUUCCUUUAAGGAAUCCCAACUUGAUCAAAAUGUUGAUUGCUGUAGAUAAUGCGCCCAUAAAUGUUGUUGAUACUGGAUCUUCUUUCACUAGAUACAUUUCGUCCCUUAAAAAGUCUCUUGAAUUUUAUAAGUUCAAGAACAUUAAAGAUGUUGACAAUGAAUUGGCAAAAGUCGAACCCAAUCAAGUUAUCAGAGCCUUCUUGUUAACGAAUAUGAAUAGAGGUAAAGCUGAUGAAAUUGUUACAUCAAAAAUUCCCUUGGAUUAUAUAAAUAACGCUUUAGUAGCAGGAAAUAUUUCGGCUUGGCCCUUCGAUUCCAAUGAAACUAGAUGGAGUAGGGGCCCAGUACUUUUCGUAAGAGGUACAGAAUCCAAUUAUGUUCCAGAUGAAGCUAUUCCCGAAAUAGGUAAGUUUUUCCCUAAUUUCGAAUUAAGAGAUAUGAAAACCGGACACUGGGUUAUAAGUGAAAAGCCAAAUGAAUUCAUAGAUUUAGUAGUUGACUUCAUAGAAAAGAAUGAGGAAGCAUAA
Messenger RNA from Yamadazyma jaroonii, 897 nucleotides. Lineage: Eukaryota; Fungi; Ascomycota; Pichiomycetes; Serinales; Debaryomycetaceae. The record is from the annotation of a GenBank genome assembly.